CAUCAGGAAGUGCUGAUGAAUCAGCUGCCUGUCAGAGAGGAGCUGAGACUGCGGAGGACAGGAAGGAGGGGGGCUCUUCUACUACUGUUAUAUUUCUGGUUAUUCACAGCUACAAUCCAUCCCGGUGAACGGUCUGCAUCCGGUCCUGCGUGCUCCCAGAUUCUGGACUACAGAGACAACCCAGUUUAAGACUGGUCAAUACUCUGCCAAGUUCUGCCACUCUAGCAGCCCAAAUUACAGUUACCAAAGUCUUGGAUCGGAUUGCCCCGCUGGUCGUGGGUAUUCCUGUAGUGGGUGGUGGCCUAAACUGGUCUCUCCAACCGGCGGUUGAUGUUUCGGGGACUUCUCUUAGACCCUCAUUGGCUACCCAUCGCAAGAUCUGGCAGUGUGAAGAACCACUGGCAUGAGAUUUACUAUUUUGUGGAGAGUCUUACUGAGAAAUUCACAAGCCCUAUGCUGAGGAUGUCAUUUAUCGUCUUCUCCUCUCGGGGAACAACCAUCAUGAAGCUGACAGAAAAAAGAGAAUUGAUUCGACAAGGUCUGCAGAUCCUUCGUUCAGAGGUGCCUGGUGGUGACACAUUCAUGCAUGAGGGAUUUAAAAGGGCUAAUGAACAGAUCUAUCAUGAGAACAGUGACGGUGCGAGAGCAGCAAGUGUUAUAAUAGCUCUUACUGAUGGGGAACUGCAACAAAAUCAGUUCUACAAUGCAGAAAAAGAGGCAGAGAGAGCUCGCAACUUGGGCGCUAUUGUUUAUUGUGUGGGAGUUAAAGACUUUAAUGAAACACAGCUCUCAACAAUUGCUGACAGCAUUGACCAUGUUUUCCCGGUGACGGGUGGCUUUCAAGCUCUACAGGGUGUUAUUGACUCAAUCCUGAAGAAAUCCUGUAUUGAAAUCCUGGCUGUAGAGCCAUCCAGCGUCUGUGCUGGAGAGUCCUUCCAGGUAGUGGUACGAGGGAAUGGCUUCUACCAUGCCCGAAAUAUUAAUCAAGUGCUGUGCAGCUUUAAAGUGAAUGAUAGCAUUACUAUAAAUGAAAAACCAUCCGAUUUACAAGACACCUACCUGCUAUGUCCUGCCCCUGUCAUUGAAGAAGUUGGACAGGUAGUGUAUCUACAGGUCAGCAUGAACAUGGGCCUUACCUACAUCUCCAGCUCAGUCAGCAUCACUAGCACACACUGUCCCACUGGGAUAAUCCUGUUCAUCGCCUUGCUGAUACUGUUUCUUCUACUGCUUCUGGCUCUACUCUGGUGGUUUUGGCCUCUUUGCUGCACAGUGGUUAUAAAAGAGCCACCACCACCUCCUCCUCCGGAGCCAGAAUCUGAUGAUGAGGACGGUUUACCCAAGAAGAAAUGGCCAACCGUGGAUGCUUCUUACUAUGGAGGAAGAGGAGUUGGGGGUAUUAAAAGGAUGGAGGUGAGGUGGGGAGGUAAAGGCUCAACAGAAGAGGGAGCAAAGCUAGAGAAACCCAAAAAUGCCAUUAUUAAGCUACCGGAACAGGAGUUUGAGCCCUGGGAGCCGAAACCGAAGAAAAACUCACAUCGUCGGGGUCCGCAGGAAAGGAAAUGGUACAGCCCAAUCAAGGGUAAACUGGAUGCAAUUUGGGCUCUGCUGAGGAGAGGAUAUGACCAGGUGUCUUUGAUGAGGCCGCAGGCAGGAGACAAGGGACGCUGUAUUAAUUUCACAAGGGUGAAGGCUGAUGGGAGUCAGACUAUCUAUAAACCUCCUGCUAACAAUGCUGUACCAAACCAUCCACCAAAACAGCCUCCACAACGGCAGCCCCCUCCCGGUCCUCCCCCUCCGCGGAUGCCUCCUGGACCACCUCCUGCUCGUCCUCCCCCUCAGCCCAUGAAUUGAGCCCAUGCACCGGGCUUCUGUAUGCUGGACUGACUGACUCUGUUAGAGCAACUGCACGGUGGCAGCACAGGAAAACCCAGAGAUCAGGUGCCUGAUGAGUCUUGUCCGUGGGAACUGGUCCCGCCAUAGCAUGAUUACUCAUUUUGAAAACAAAUGUGUUACGUUAUAGAAUGCAUCGGAAUCAUUUUCUUAUUUGAUGGCUCAUUCCGUUGGAUACAUCCUAAUUUGCAAUGGAUGUGUUCAUUUCUUCCACCCCCCACACCCCCCAAAAAUAAAAUAAUAAGAAAUACACGGAUUAUACACUGAUCUGUUCUGGGCAACCCAGGGCUUCCUUAUUCCCUGACCGUGCAGCUGCCUUUAACUCUUUGGCUGCCAGAGUAGCCUUACAGUAAGUUAGAAAUACCAUGUUUGUCUGGCAACCAAAGGGUUAUAUGUACCCAGUCUAUUUAUUCUGUCUGUUGUUAUUUUGUUUAAGGAUAGACAAAUGGAGUUUGUUGCUGGCCAGCAAAAUCUGCUCCAUUUGUGCUCAGGUGACAGCCUGACAUCUGUACAUUCCACACUCGCCAUCGCUACUCUAACCUAGUGUAAUCUAAAUUGUAUACAUUUUAUGUUUCCAUUUUCUGCUUCAAAACCCUUUACUUAUGGCAUUUUCAGGGUCAUUUCGUACUAGAUGCCAUCUAGUGCAGUUGAACUGGAUGCCAAGGUGUUGGGGGCAUCAGUGCAGAAUCCCCCUCAUGGCCAUGACCCAACAAAUUGGCCCAUUCAAUACCUUCUUCACUGGCUUAGAAUGAAGCCAUGCUAGCACAGAUUCUCAUGCAGUUGCUUAUGAGCCAUGUAAAAAGUGCUUGCGUCAGAUCAGUGCAGGAGAGAUACAGGAUGGCGCCCUUUUGAGGUGGCACUUAGACAAGCUACACCUAGUUUAAGUUGCUUAGGUUACUGAGCCUACAAUUUGCCUAUGGACUGGUCUCGCUGCAUCUACAGUGUGAGAUUGCAGACAGGGAAAUACUCAAUGACUGUUUUUCUUUCUAUUACUUCUGUACAGAACCUAACAAUAAGAGCAUGUGGCACUGCUGGGCAGUUCGAAUAAUUUAUAAGAUGUACUGACAAUUUUUUGACCUCAAUACCAGUAUAGCUGGAAGUCGCAAUGGAUUGGGGGGGUCAACUCAUUUCUUACACUAAAAAAGAGGAAAUACGUGCUUUGUAUCUGAUGGGAGAAAUGAAACAGGGUAAUAAUCUUUACUGGGGUUAUUCAUCUACAAAUAUUAAUAUAACAGAUGGAGGAGACCACUGUACAAAAGAGGAAAUGCGAGUUUAGAUUGAUACACGUUGAAAGGUCAAUAUGUUCAGAGACGAUGAGAACAGACUGUACUUUUACCCCUGUAUUCAGAAACAGAUUAGAUUAGACUGGGAGGUAUUGGUGAAGCAUAUACACUGCAUCCGUGCCUUGUUUGCAAUAUAUUAUCAGUGACGUAUAAUCAAGAAGUGGAAACGUUCUGGUUUAAUAAGACAAUAGAGCAAAGAUGCACUUUAGCAGGUUGGAAAUUACAAGGAAACACCAAACAUAAUAACAACUAUUAUAGUAUGCUACAAUUUGUAAUGAAAUAAUUAAAAUUCUUCAGUUAUAUUUAAGUUAAAAAGGCAAUUGAAAUGUAUGCUAAUGGUAGUUCUCCUUGAAAGCAAUUCAGGAUGGUUUGUUUUUAAUCUAUGGGUUUUUUUCUUUGCUAAACAAGGCUCUGAAAAUACGGGAUAUAAUGAAAGGAAAAUGGAGUGUAGCAGGUUCAGCGUUAUUCGUAGGUGACAUAUACUGAGGACCCCCUUCCACAGAGAAUAGACCGAUGACCCCAUUCUAUGGUUAGACUAGACCAAUAUGCCUUUAAUCAUUGACUGAACAUAGAAUCAUCUCCCAUUACAAUCAGAGCUUUCUUAUAGUUUGUACAAUUUUCUAAAAAAGCCUUAAACUUUUUUUUUUUCUUAUUUGGGAUCAGGAAACAUCUUCACAACAUGUAAACUAAGCUGGCAAGGAAGCCAUCUUGUCUAGUGGAGGGUAUUCAAUAUAUAUACGGUAUAUAUACUAUGAUAGGUGUAUACAUAUAUAUAUUUAUAUCUUCCCGUAGCGUAAAUAUUUUACGUUCAUUUUUUUCUGAUAUUUAGAAAUUAAGGGAUUUUGUACUAAAUUUUAUUUUUUGUCUGUUUUGAUAAUUCAGGUAUUACAAUGAAAAAGAAUUAUAGAAUUUCUGUUACGGGUGGAGGGGUGUCUCAAAUUUGAGGAGUGAUCUACAAAUCCCUCCCACCGAUCCGCUUUUCUUCCAGACAAUUAGAAUAACAUGAAUCACCCGCCCAUACUUUUCUGUCUAGUGAUCUGACAUACAAUAUUAACUAAUUGGGCGGGUACCAUGGCCAUCCAAUCAGAUGCCACGUUUCUUUUGACACUCCAAGGGAAAGCUUUCGGCUGGUGGGCGUACAAUAUAAGCAGAGUAGUGUGUUGCAGGCUCUGUUAGGCAAUGAGGUUAGUCAUCAAGGUUCUUGGCUGCACAUUUUCUACCCACAGACUAGUGUUGGGAUCUGAAAUGCAGAUCUUGUUACCUUUUCAGGUGCUUUUAGGCUAUCUCAAGCGACAUAUUAAAAUACUGCUUGACAUAAAGUCUCCUAUGGGGGUCUCUCGUUAUUUUAUUUGCUCUCUUUAUGUAAAUUGUACUUUAUUACUAUCUUUACAGAUGCUUAAGGCUCCCUUCCAAGGUGUUUAAAACGUCUUCCUCUCCGAUCACUCACCCCUUCCUAUGCAGCAUUGUAUGUUUUUGCUUGCUUCCAAAAUAUGCAUAAUUCUUCAUGUUACGUAGAAUCGCUAUUUUUCUGCUUGAGCCCCUCACUUCUGCAUUUUUGUGAUUUCCCGUGACCAUAAGAAUCUGUUAUAUGACAUUGUUUUGUGUACUGGAAAAAUGAAAAAUUAGGACACGUGCAACUUUGCCCAGGACAAUAAUAAAUAGUAAAGCUGUAACUUGUCACCAGAGUCAAUUCACAACCUGGGCCCGUAUAUAAUAGUCUGCAAACUGUGGCAGCAAUGAGGUUUUGGUAACUUAGCCGCUAGAUUUACAGAUCAAGCAUCUAAAUGAAACGUCUGUUACCCACAACACGCAGCCUAUUACGUUUGGACCCUGGUCUGUAUAUGCUGUACAAUUCAUAUUGCAUACAGUACUGUACCUUUUCAUAGCUCUUUGUGAUAAAACACAAUUGGACCACUGUUUUUGAAAACACAAGUUUUGCUUUGGAAGUGAAUUUCUACGGCCUUUUGACUAUUUCAAUAACCUGAUGCAAAUAACACACACAAACAGUAAGCCUAGCAACCAUUUAUUAGCUUGUGAUUAUCCUAGAGAUAAGGAGUCUCGUGAAAGUUAAUAUACGGUUGCUUUGAGUUGCUGCGUGUCCUGUGACUUGCAACCUGUCAUUACAUUCACUUGCUCGUUUCUUACCUAUGCUGCAGGUUUCAAGAGGUUACCAGGAGGGAGGGGGUAUUCAGGAAGGCAACAUUAACAUGUAGUGUUAUAGUUUCUGUAAGUCAAUGUUUAUAUCAUACUCUAUGACACACAUCCAGGUACAUGUGUAUACAAGCUUUAUAAAGUCAUGGUAUAAUCCUUUCCUAUCUGACAGUCAAUAAAAGGUGUCAAUAAAAA
Pseudophryne corroboree (corroboree frog) is the source of this 5519-nucleotide messenger RNA. It is a transcript of the gene ANTXRL, whose product is annotated as ANTXR like. Gene Ontology annotation, cellular component: cell surface; plasma membrane. The coding region runs from base 331 to 1851 and encodes 506 amino acids. The record is from RefSeq and is a predicted model, not a curated record. The transcript has 20 exons. NCBI's taxonomy places the organism in Eukaryota, Metazoa, Chordata, Amphibia, Anura, Myobatrachidae. Gene Ontology annotation, molecular function: transmembrane signaling receptor activity.